Leptinotarsa decemlineata (Colorado potato beetle) is the source of this 1052-nucleotide messenger RNA. RefSeq lists its product as uncharacterized. The record is from RefSeq and is a predicted model, not a curated record. Gene Ontology annotation, biological process: iron ion transport. Gene Ontology annotation, cellular component: plasma membrane. Gene Ontology annotation, molecular function: oxidoreductase activity; copper ion binding. Lineage: Eukaryota; Metazoa; Arthropoda; Insecta; Coleoptera; Chrysomelidae.
AUGGAGACUGAACAGGAUCAAUGGAUAGCAUUCCUAAAUGUACUCAUCGAACAUUGUGAUAGUAGACUGACCCACAAAGUGUACCAAAAACCCACACACACAGAUAAAUACCUGCACGCACCACCGAACCACCAUCUUAGUCAAAAGAGAGGAGUCAUCACUGCUCUAACUGAACAGGCCCGAAGAAUAUGUGAACCAGGGCAUCUCGAGGAAGAAUUGGAACGUCUCCAAUUCCAUUAUGUUCAUCAAUAUUCUCAAUUUCCAGCUGCUGUUGGUGGUGACCACGUUAUAAGUCUCAUAGACGAGAUAUCCUUUCAGUCUCCCCCGGCCCCGCCACUGUCUCAAUUAGACGACCUUGACCAAGAUCUAUUCUGUAAUGGAGACAACAGGCCAGAACACUGUGGUCAAAAUUGUAUGUGUACCCAUAUGGUCGACAUACCUUUAAAUGCCAUCGUUGAAGUAGUACUAGUAGAUGAGGUUCAAUCGCCAAAUCUCAGCCAUCCUUUCCAUCUUCAUGGAUAUGUAUUCAACGUUGUCGGAAUCGGACGAUCUCCAGAUAAGAAUGUGAAAAAAAUCAACUUGAAACAUGCUCUUGACUUGGACAGGAGAGGCCUCCUACACAGGCAUUUCAACUUACCGCCUCUCAAAGAUACAAUUGCUGUGCCAAACAAUGGAUAUGUUAUAUUUAGGUUUAGAGCGGAUAACCCAGGUUACUGGCUAUUCCAUUGCCACUUUCUGUUCCACAUUGCCAUAGGAAUGAACCUCAUAGUCCACGUAGGGACCCAAUCAGAUUUGCCACCAGUACCUCAUGGAUUUCCAAAGUGUGGAGAUCAUUUACCUCCCAUCUCGUUAUUCCAUUAAUAGUGAAAUUGUUUAGUUUAAGGAUUACUUGACUGUGUGAAAGUGAAACUAGUGAGAUUUGAAUUUACCGAAUAAGUAUUACCUGGAUGUUAUUACACAAACCACUGUUAAUGAGUCGCUUGUGGUAUAAUGAACAUAAGGCUCAAGUGGAGGAUAUUCAGUUUAUUAGUAAAGUAACAUAUACUCCCUGA